AUGGCGCUUUCAUUUUUGGGUGCCCUUCUUGGGUACUGGAUGAUUCUAAGACAUACAUCGCUUGUCGUGGGGGUCUUUGCCUCCUCCUUCUCCAACGCUCAAGCACCUCUGGCCAACACACCUCAUGCGCUUGAUCCCAAUCUCACCAACAGCAUCGCGAAAGAUAUAAUCACGCUUUUCUAUAAUGGCUCAGGGCCAGUGCCCGAUUAUGAAAGGAAAUCGCCUAUCCCAGAUCCAAUCACCCCGCUUUCGCCCAUGGCAAUCGAAGAGUCGCUGUUGUUACAAUUGGUGUCGGUUGCCAAAACCUCAUUUUAUCCAGACAAUUGCUCCAAAUGCCUCGCAGCGACACAAUUGCUCCACGCGACCGCCAUUAGCCAACCGGUGUCGGUAUUUACAAGCAUCUUAAUUAAGGCAUGUAACAAUUUGCCGUUCGUCAAAAGCAGUAUUCGAGCCAAGUCAUGUGAGGCUGAGUUCGGAGGGGUGGCCUCGUUUGGCCCCUACCUGGCCCAAUUGUUUUCAAAAAUGAGCUUCGCUACGGGAGACAUGCAUUAUUUGUGUUCUAAUCUCCAACCUCUCUGCCAGCCACUACCGCCAGUGUUGAUUGAUGAGGGCCUCUACUUCGAUCCAAAGCCAGAAUCUGCGGAGAUUGCGCCAGAACCAUCAGGAAACACCUUUGAUGUCCUCCAUCUCUCGGAUUGGCAUUUAGACCCUCGCUUUGAUAUCGGGUCCGAGGCUAAUUGUACUGGUUACCUCUGCUGUCGCCCUUAUUCGGAGAAUGACCAACUUUCAACUAACCGACACAACGCGUCUUUGCCUGCUUCAAGAUUUGGAUCGUUCUUCUGUGAUUCUCCCGCUGAUCUCGCCCUCUCGGCCUUUGACGAUAUGGGCCAAUUCGUUAACAUGGACGAGUUGGGCUUCAGUAUCUUUACGGGUGAUAUUGUAUCUCACGAUCCGGAAGAUACCCUGUCGCGGGACUACGUGGCUUAUGAGGAGGAGGUUACCUACCUGGUCUUCAAGAGAAUGCUAGGGGACACACCAGUGUAUGCAGCACUGGGAAAUCAUGACACUCUUCCUGUGAGCUUCAACACGCAGCAUGACUUGAACCCCGAUCCAAAGAACUCCAGCAGCAACGUGUAUCAGUGGAACUACGAUCUCGUUUCGUCGCUCUGGUCGGAUUACUCCUGGCUUAAUGAUACGGAAGCAUCUUUCGCGAGAACUCACUAUGGCGCUUAUGCCACGACUACCGCUCAAGGCUUACGAAUCAUAUCUCUCAACUCAGAUUUUUGGUAUAAGGCAAACAUUUUCAACUACUGGAAUGUUACCAAUCCUGAUCAGAGUGGUAUCUUGAAGUGGCUUGCUGAUGAGCUAUCGGCGUGCGAGAAGCGCGGCCAACGAGCUUGGAUAAUUGCACAUGUCCUGACCGGCUUCGAUGGUACUGCGCCUUUGCCAAAUCCAACUGGCCUCUUCUAUUCAAUCGUGCGUCGCUUCUCUCCAGCGACAAUCGCUGCCAUCUUCUUUGGGCAUACACACCAAGAUCAAUUCCAGAUAUUCUACGACUAUCUGCCCUCCUCAUUACAAUCACAUGAAGACGCAAGCGGACCGCAAACGCUGCGAGAUACGACUCAGGUUGACUUUAGUAAACCCCUGCAGGUUUCAUACAUCGGCCCCAGCAUCACUCCGUUGACUGGACUCAAUGCUGGAUAUCGAGUCUACCAGAUCGACUCAAAGACAUUUUCCGUUAUGAAUUCCCAGACUUUCAUCGCCAACAUGUCAAAUAGUCUGUCGUGGAGGAAGCCUGUUUGGGAGUUUGAGUACGAUACCCGCCAUGCGUACUCUGAAGAUGUGGACGAUGGACGGACGCACAAUCCUGAAAGUAUACAGUGGCCCGCAGCAUCACCGUUAAAUGCAACAUUUUGGCACCUUGUGACGGAUCGCAUGCGGAAAGGUCCAGAAAGUUCCGGUUCUCCCGAUCCCUCGUUACUAGAACUAUACAACAAGUUCGAAUCCAAAUCUAGUUCAGCCAAGACGCGACGUGGGAGUGGCAACAUCAGCCCGGAGCAGAAGGUUUGCUUUUUGCGCGCCGGCAGCAGCUGGCUCGGACAUCAGUGUACGGAGCAAUUUGGGACCGAUGCCAGAGGCGCGAGAGAGAGGACGGUCGGACUGGUUUAG
Molecule: messenger RNA, 2169 nt
Organism: Exophiala spinifera
Lineage: Eukaryota; Fungi; Ascomycota; Eurotiomycetes; Chaetothyriales; Herpotrichiellaceae
Exons: 2
Coding region: 1-2169 (722 amino acids)
Molecular function (GO): hydrolase activity
Source: RefSeq, a predicted model, not a curated record